UUGAGUGUGGCAGGGCGCGGUGCUCGGCGGUUAAAUCCAGCGAUUACCUGUCAAAAUAUUCAAAAUGGCGCUUGCGUUUAUUUGGUUUUUGGCGGUAAUAUGCAGUGUACUACAUGAAGGAUUAGCAAUCACCUGCUAUCAGUGCAAUAGCCACAAUGACUCCAGAUGCCUCUUGGACAAACUCCCCGACUCGCUACGGUUACCGUGUGGACCCAAGGACACCAUGUGCAGGAAGAUAUCCCAGGUGGUGGAAUUCGAGAUGAACGGUAUGCCACCAGACAGCAGAGUGAUCAGAGGAUGUGGAUGGGACGAAAGCAGCUACAAGGGUCGUUGCUACCAGAGAUCAGGAUUUGGAGGCAGACAAGAAGUAUGUUCAUGUCUGGAAGAUGGGUGUAACUCAGCGUCGGUCCCUGUUGCCGCUACUGUCUUAAUGCUCAUCACAUUUGCACUACUCAGGUUCUAAAUGUAAAUCCUCAUCAUAAGAUGUUGAAAUGGUUCGCUCACCAACUCCUGGUAGCGCUGCCAUAGUGUUACAAAAAUCACCUGAUCAAAUUCUAGUAGCAUUUUUAACACCCAUAAAACCGAUUACCUCUGAUACAAGUAUAACACCUUCGUCCUCAGAUGUGGCAUGCCUGAAGUGUAUUAUAGACUAUAAAUAAUGUUCUUUGACAUCCACAGCAAUGUUUAUGAUUAUAAUCAGUUAUCGGUUUUCUCCCGGUAGAGCUUUCGCAUACUGUCUCCAUUCAAUAAUUUAAGAAAAAGGAGGAAACAAUGGUACUUUGGGUUGUAAAUCAUUGAGCAAUUGCAAAUUUUAGUCCAAAUAAAGAUUCUCGCGAAUAGAAUUAUAGUUAGUUGUACGUAUAACUUGUUUGGAUGAUAUAAUGUGUUCGUUAAUUUUAUGUGACGUGUAGCGCAUUAGUGACAAUACGUAAAGUAGUUAGUGUCGUGUGUAAAUAGAUAUAAUCACCCGGUUAUUAGUAUUAGGCUGUUGAAAUCUGUACCUGCUAACAUAUCAGUCAUCACUGUGCUCAGAUGACCCAAAUAGUCAGCUGAAACAAGUAUUUUUUGUGAAAUAACAUCAUUUUUUUGUUUUAAUAUAGAAAAUUAUUAUCGUGCCAAAGAUAAAAAAGAUAUUAUAACUUUUGUUGUCUAUAUGACAUGUAUAUGUAUAUUUUGUGUCACUGUAAUGCCAAGAUUUUAUGCUUCUUGUUAU
Molecule: messenger RNA, 1213 nt
Organism: Achroia grisella
Lineage: Eukaryota; Metazoa; Arthropoda; Insecta; Lepidoptera; Pyralidae
Exons: 3
Coding region: 65-463 (132 amino acids)
Biological process (GO): positive regulation of voltage-gated potassium channel activity; sleep; regulation of synaptic transmission, cholinergic
Source: RefSeq, a predicted model, not a curated record